Molecule: messenger RNA, 1355 nt
Organism: Malus domestica (apple)
Lineage: Eukaryota; Viridiplantae; Streptophyta; Magnoliopsida; Rosales; Rosaceae
Source: RefSeq, a predicted model, not a curated record
CUAAAGUAAAUGAGGGACACACGACAGCCGAAAGCUAAGGGCCACAGGAGGGAGGAUGUCGAAGCAGGGUGAGGUCGUAUGCGUUACCGGUGGAAGCGGCGGCAUCGGAUCCUGGCUCGUCCGUCUCCUCCUCCACGGUGAUUACACCGUCCACGCCACCGUCAAGGAUCUCAAGGACGAUGGCGAGACGAAGCAUCUAGAAGCGUUAGUAGAGGGGGCAGAGUCGCGCCUCCGUCUCUUCCAGAUCGACCUCCUCGACUACAACUCCAUACUCGCCGCCGUCAAUGGUUGCUCCGGCGUCUUCCACCUCGCCUCUCCCUGCAUCGUCGACCAAGUCCACGACCCCGAGAAGGAGCUUCUGGACCCGGCGAUCAAAGGAACGCUCAAUGUUCUGACGGCCGCGAAGCAGGCUGGGGUCAGCCGUGUGGUGCUGACGUCAUCCAUCUCCGCCAUCACUCCCAGCCCAAGCUGGCCGUCCGAUAAGGUCAAGGGCGAGGAUUGCUGGACAGACAUUGAUUACUGCAAGCAGAAGGGAUUGUGGUAUCCAUUAUCGAAAACGCUGGCGGAGAAAGCUGCGUGGGAAUUUGCCAAGGAGAAGGGGCUGGAUGUGGUUGUGGUGAAUCCGGGCACGGUGAUGGGCCCUGUUAUCUCGCCCAGGCUCAAUGCUAGCAUGUUGAUGCUCCUUCGCAUUCUUGAGGGCUGCACUGAAACAUAUGAGGACUUCUUUAUGGGAUCUGUGCAUUUUAAAGAUGUUGCUCUCGCACACAUUUUAGUGUAUGAGAACAAAUCAGCGACCGGUAGGCACUUGUGUUUGGAAGCUAUAUCACGUUAUGGUGACUUUGUGGCAAAGGUUGCUGAACUUUACCCUGAGUACAAGGUUCACAGUUUUCAUGCGGGUAUAGAUUUGCAUACAUCAUUUUUCUUUGGUCUGUUUAGAAUCACUCCCAAAUGUUGCUUUCCAAGUUUAUCAACCGUUAGUUUGCCAAAGGACACCCAACUGGGCUUGCUGAGGGAAAAGAACGCAGCGAAGAAGCUAAUGAACUUGGGUUUAGAAUUCAUUCCCAUGGAUCAAAUUAUCAAGGACGGUGUGGAGAGCCUAAAGAGCAAGGGAUUUAUUUCAUAAAUAAAACUGCAGGGAUAUGAAACUUAUCAGGGAUUGCAAGGGAUUUAUUUCAUAAAUAAAACUGCAGGGAUAUGAAACUUAUCAGGGAUCUAGGUAUGUCUUGUACAGUUGUACUAGUUGCGAGGACAUGUAACCUGAAUGGUUGUUUCAACUCCCUUGAAUAUUCCCUUUUCUGUGAAGAAAAUACUAUUAAUGAUUGUACGAUAAAUUUACCUUAAAGUUCACACUUAAA